AUCCUCUGUGUCUCCAGGUGAUGGAGGAGAUCUCUGUGCUCCAGGACGAGGGUGUGGAGGAUGCUGAGGUUCAGAUCUCGGUGCUUUCUCCUCGAUGCUGGUCUGUAUCCCCUGUCUGCUACCUGGACGAUCCAUCCGAGUACCUCCCAGAGGCCCUCAGCAUCCCUCUGCAGCACUUCAGCGACUUCUAUACAAAGAGUCAGGUCGCUCUGGGCUCGGACCUCACUCAGUCUCGCCGGCUGCAGUGGACUUGGUUGGGGAGCGCUGAGGUACAAUAUGGAGACCUGACGCUCCGAGUCUCCACCCUCCAGAUGUUCAUCCUACUGCUCUUCAACCAGCACAAGGAAGUCCUAGAAGAAAGCAUAGUUCAGUCUACGGGGGUGGCGGAGACUCUUGUGCGGCAGGCUCUAGCGCCUCUGACUGCUCCGGGCAGCCUCCUGAUGUACAGGCGCAGCGGGCUGCUGUGUGUGAAUGAGGAUGGUGCGGUGGGACUAUCUCCGGUGAAGGUUCUGGCGCUGCUUCCGGCACAGACCUACCUGAAUGUGGAGGAAGAUGAGGGACGGACAAUGGAGAAGAAGAGGAACAUCAUCCUGUGUCUCAUCACUCAGAUCAUGAAAGCUGAGAAGGAGCUUCAUAUCGACAACCUGGUGUUCCGGGUCGUUGAAUCCUGCCAGAAGUUGGAUUUUGGGAAAAGCGUGAGGUUCCUGAGCUUCAGCUGCAGCCACGCGGACGUCCUGUCCUGCAUCAUGUACCUCAUCGGUCAGGGCUAUGCCCGGCGCAGUGAUGACCGUCCGCACAUCAUCCAGUACAUGUCCCAUGAGCCGUCCACCCCGCAGAGAGGAAAGGCCCAUAUCCGCCUCCAGGGCUCAGACAAGAAGAAACCAGGGGUGGUCACCAAGGCCCCCAGCUGCGGGGGAGCGGUGGAGCGGGCAGUUCUGGAGUCUGUCCUUCUGCCCAUGGGACGGACACUCAGCCAGGAAGAGGCCUGGACUCUCAUGUGCCAGAUGGUGGAGCAAGUGUCCACCACCCUGAGUGUGACCCCAGACGUGGCCCAGCAUCUGCUCAUUCACUGUAAGUGGAACAUGGACCAGCUGCUGCAGCGCUUCACCGAGGACCAUCAGGCUCUUCUCCUUGCUUCUGGACUAGAGGUUCAGGAGCCUCACAAGCCCGAGAGCCCUCAGCCCACCUGUCCGGUGUGUGUGAGCCCACUCAGCGCUGGAGACAAGCCGCCAUCUCUGUGCUGCAAGCAUCACUGCUGCAAGAACUGCUGGAAUGAAUAUCUGAGCACUCGCAUCGAGCAGAACCUGGUCCUGACCUGUACGUGUCCCACCACGGACUGCCUGGCACAGCCCACAUCUGACUUCAUCCGGAAGAUCAUCUCCUCCAAGGAGGUGAUAGAGAAGUAUGAGAAGGCUUUGCUCCGUGGAUUCGUGGAAAGCUGUUCUAACCUGACGUGGUGCACCAACCCCCAGGGCUGUGACCGCAUCCUGUGCAAGGAAGGCCUAGGGAGCGGGGCGGCCUGCGCCAAGUGCUCCUGGAUGUCCUGCUUUAACUGCAGUUUCCCUGAGGCUCACUACCCCGCCAGCUGCAGCCAUAUGUCUCAGUGGAUGGACGACGGAGGAUUCUAUGAGGGAAUGACCCUUGAGGCGCAGAGCAAGCACCUGACCAAGCUCAUAUCCAAGCAUUGCCCCAGCUGCCAGGCUCCUAUCGAGAAGAACGAGGGCUGCCUUCACAUGACCUGUGCCAAGUGUAAGCACGGCUUCUGCUGGCGCUGCCUGAAGCCCUGGAAGCCUACCCACAAGGACUACUACAACUGCUCGGCCAUGGUCAGUAAAGCCGCACGUCAGGAGAAGAGGUUCCAGGAUUAUAAUGAGAGGUGCACAUUCCAGCAUCAGUCAAAGGAUUUUGCAGUGUCUCUGAGGAAUCGGCUGUGUGUCCUUAAUGAAGAACCUCCUCUGCGGACCAUGAGCCUCCUCAUUACCGCCUGCAGGGUGCUGGAGAUGAGCCGCAAGGUCCUCGGUUACUCCUGUGUGUACAGUUACUAUAAUCAGGACUCGGAGCGGCUCGAUGUGUUGGAGUCUCAGACAGAAAACCUGGAGUUCCACGUGAACGGUCUUCAGAUUCUGCUCGAGAACAGCCUCCUCCAAAGCGAGGACCUCGCCUGCUCCGUGCGGCUCCUCAGUACUGACAAGUACAACAGUGGACUAGAACUGGUCAGGAGAGUCCAGGAGAGACUGAACGGCAUCCUGCAGCACUCCACCCAGGUGAGCAGAUAUCACACACCAGAGCUAUCCUCCUUAAUAUCGACGACACCUCAUACUCUGUGGAUACCGCCAGCGAGCAGGAUGAUGAUGAGGAUGACGAUUAUGAUCCCUGAGUGGCAUGAAGACUAUGACGAUGAACUGGACGAGGACGAAUUCUCGUACGAUGACGACGAUGAUUCCAGAAACCUGGCACCGGACUACGUCCUCUUUGAAGAUUAUGACGGAGAAGCCUACAAGUGA
This is a messenger RNA of Bufo gargarizans (Asiatic toad), 2504 nucleotides long. RefSeq names its product cullin-9-like. The record is from RefSeq and is a predicted model, not a curated record. The transcript is spliced from 15 exons. Gene Ontology annotation, biological process: ubiquitin-dependent protein catabolic process. NCBI's taxonomy places the organism in Eukaryota, Metazoa, Chordata, Amphibia, Anura, Bufonidae. Gene Ontology annotation, molecular function: ubiquitin protein ligase binding; zinc ion binding. Bases 21 to 2504 code for a protein of 827 amino acids.